AUGAUAUGUCUCCUGGUCUUGGACUUCUUCUUUCUUUCCAUGCUUUUCUUGACCUUUUUCUUCUCGUCGAGAAAAUCUCCAAUGAUGGAUUUACUUCGUCUUUUAAGUUCAGGAACCGUCCGCAAUAAGAUAUACAAUUUGACAGGAUUAGCAGUCUGUGCAGAUGAUCAUCAACAAGCUUUACUGAUAUGGUGUGUCCCUAAGCCUGAGAUUAUGUUGAAAAAAUUAAUUUUGUUCGUAGACAUAAACAAUACUUCAAGCUUUCCAACGGAUGCAUAUUCCGGUACUGUAGAUUGGAACUUCAAAAAUAUCUGCCCAAACUUUGAUCAUGGCAUCUGCUUCAGAUUGUGCUGGUUUGAGAGGGAGCUCGAUAUUUUAUGGCUGGGAACGAUGAGUUAA
Messenger RNA from Mucor mucedo, 399 nucleotides. RefSeq lists its product as uncharacterized. Lineage: Eukaryota; Fungi; Mucoromycota; Mucoromycetes; Mucorales; Mucoraceae. The record is from RefSeq and is a predicted model, not a curated record. The transcript is spliced from 3 exons. The coding region runs from base 1 to 399 and encodes 132 amino acids.